This is a messenger RNA of Larimichthys crocea (large yellow croaker), 2862 nucleotides long. RefSeq names its product CDC42 effector protein (Rho GTPase binding) 3 (gene cdc42ep3). Gene Ontology annotation, molecular function: small GTPase binding. The record is from RefSeq and is a predicted model, not a curated record. The transcript has 2 exons. Lineage: Eukaryota; Metazoa; Chordata; Actinopteri; Sciaenidae. Gene Ontology annotation, cellular component: plasma membrane; cytoskeleton; cytoplasm. The coding region runs from base 1251 to 2333 and encodes 360 amino acids. Gene Ontology annotation, biological process: regulation of cell shape; positive regulation of actin filament polymerization; positive regulation of pseudopodium assembly.
AUGUUGUCUCGUGAUUUUGCUCUUGCUUUCAAAAUCAUUACAGAGAAACAAUGAUUCCCACUGAGGAUGUCUAUUUUUGCUGCAGCUCUACCCAUGUGCUGUCCAUUAGCCUAUUUGUAAAUGUCCCCUGUGCUGCAUUGCUGCAGUAUUCUGCAGCAGUAAGUCCAUUCAUAUCCCAGCCCCUGCUGCAGCUUUGACAAACAAAAGCUUGUGCACAAAAUUAAUAGAAUUGGAUAAAAUAUGAGGUGAUUUUUAAGGGGGAAAUAAUGCAAGGGUGGGUGUGCAUGUGUGAUAGACAGAUAAGGAGAGAGAGUAGAGGCUUAAAAGAGAGACAGGAAAAGUCCAGUCAAGUGUCUGCCGGCUGCCGGCUACAUUUACAGAAUAGCUCUUAUCAGAUUUGGGCGGUCACAAAGUCAGACAGGGUGAGGCAGAAAAGCAGAUGAGGGAACGAGGGAACAUACACUCAGUGCACAUACCAUGGACUGUUUUAGAGAGGAGAGACAGCCAGACAUCCCAUGAGGCAUGUGCCUUUCUCCACACAGCAUUCAUUCUUUCGAGCUUGUGAUCACUCAUCACUGCAGCUCCGCCAAGGCACAGGAAGCAAGGAGGAUCCUCAAACGCCACAGAGCUGCUUAAAAAAUCCCAGCUCUGGGUAAGAGAGAGGACAGACAUGCACAGGUGCUGCUAGAGAGAGAGAGAGAGACAAGGGAGCAGAGAGAGAGAGAGAGAGGGAGAGAGAGGAAGAAGGGGGGUAGUGAGGGGAGGUGUAGGAGGAGACUUGUCUUGCUUCAGAAGGGAAUAGGAGCCCGAGUGCAAUUCCAAAACAGCUGUCCGGCAGACGUCCCAGUCGACAGAAGUGCAGCCCCAAGGCAGAGACAGGAGGUAGGGCAGUGUCAACAUGCCACAGGAGCAGCACAGCAGCCACUGAACACACACAUACAGACACACACAUCAACCUGGGGCUGCAGCAUUAAGGAGAACUCCGACUAUACCAACAUCUAUCCAUCGGAAUAUCUGAGGAAAGUGGCUACUUGACCUUUCUACAACACCGGACAUCAACAGUCUCGUUUGGAAUCCCAUUUCCUGAUCGAUGCCGCAAUUGCUGAAACUUAUUUUUGUCCUGCAUGAUCGGUGUGCUGCUGAGAAUGUAACUCGAGCUUCUCCCCUCGGGAACUGUAACGUCCAGAACUUAUAGAACAUUUCAGACUUUCUUAUCCUGCCUAUCCGAGAUCUCUUCUGCAGUUACAGCUAUGCCAGCGAAAGCACCCAUAUACCUGAAACCAACCAAUAAUAAGAAGGGAAAGAAAUGUCGCCUCAGAGAUAUUUUAUCCCCAGACAUGAUAAGUCCACCACUUGGGGACUUUCGCCACACCAUCCAUAUUGGCAAAGGUGGAGAGAGAGAUGCCUUUGGAGACAUGUCUUUUCUCCAGGGGAAGUUUGAACUCCUACCUGGGAAGGGAGACGUCCACCCUCAGUAUGGCAUCCAAAAUGAGUUUCUGAGAGCUAACAGCACCGGUGAUGCUUCCUUUGCUGAGACCCCCUCUCCGGUGCUCAAGAACGCUAUCUCCCUUCCGACUAUUGGUGGCUGCCAGGCACUUACCCUUCCCCUGAUCUCCUCCACCGUGUUCUCCAUGCCCCCAGGGCCAUUAGAGGACAUCAUUGGGCCUACAGCUCCCAAGAAACCUGACAGCACAGAGGAGGUAGAGAUCCUGCAGAUGGAUGCUCUGUUGCGUUCCAUGGACAUGUUCAGCAGCGAGCCUACAUCUCCCUCCGCAGAUAUUCAGUCAAAGCCUGAUGUCCUCCUGGAUCUGCUGGAAAACACAGAUAAGUCCACCUCUAAGGCAGUUGCCAAAGCUAACAAAAUAAACAAGAGUGAAUCCAGGUUUGACAAGCCAUCAUCCUAUUAUAUCAAUGGUCACAGCAACAGCACCUUCAAAGCUAAUGGAAGCCUGAAUAGCAACACAAGCAGCGACAGCUUUGACAGCUACAGCGGUAAAGGGGACUUCCAGAACAAGAUCUGCAAUGGCAGCCGGAAUCUCAAUGACAAUGGCAACUGCAAUGGUUAUGGACACUUUAACAAUGACAUUACCAUGGGCUUCAAGCAGGAGCUCUCAAAGUGCAAUGGAGACUGGGUGGACAGGGACAGUGGGGUGGAAGAGGGCCGCAUCUGUGAUUUUGAGUUUGAGUUUUCCAAGCAGAAGAGCACGUCACAGGAUUCCCUCGCCCAGAUCACUGCAGGGUCAUUCCUCUCCCUUGAACUAGAUCUGGGCCCAUCCAUCCUGGACGAUGUGCUCAACAUAAUGGAUAAACCCGCAGCGAAGAGCAGGCCUUGAGCUGCAUUGAGGCCCCAGGAGGAAAAAGGGAAUUACUAAACUAUAGCCAUGAGAAAAGAAAGACUCAAAAAGUAAUCAAAAUGGUGUCUGGAUAUAUCAUUGAGAUGAAAAUGAGCUACAAUAGACAGAGCUGCUUAUGUUUUUAUUGUCAAAACAUGUAACUAUUCUAGCUUCUAUGGAGUGUUUCUUCUUUUUUUUGUUUUGUUUGCCAUGCUAGCCGCAUGUUUAAAAUGCAUGUACUCUUGAGUUACAGCUAAAACACAGCCAUUGUGCCUUUGACUAUAAAAAUGCUUUAUGAUAGAUUUGUGUUUUUACGUUGACUUCCACGGUAUAUACAUGAUAACUCUGAGGUCUUUUGCUUUUUUACACAGUCUUGAACAUAUUGCAUUUUGUGACUUUAUGUGUGUUUAACAAGGCAUUAUUUAGUUUGUCACAUAAUUCAUUUGCCACACGAAUAUUUCAAACAACAGAACACUAUGCAUAUUUGUGUUUUUAAAAAAUUAACACAAAUAAAUUGAUUUAAAUUGAA